Ilex paraguariensis (yerba mate) is the source of this 1128-nucleotide messenger RNA. The record is from the annotation of a GenBank genome assembly. NCBI's taxonomy places the organism in Eukaryota, Viridiplantae, Streptophyta, Magnoliopsida, Aquifoliales, Aquifoliaceae.
GGAAGUCAGGAAUCAGGUUGGACUGGAUCAGGAGACUUAGGAUAACCCUUGGAACAGCCAGGCGUAUUCAGUAUCUGCAUGACCUUGCCAACCCUCCCAUCAUACAUAGGGACAUCAAAACAAACAAUAUUUUACUGGAUGAGCGCUUGACCGCAAAAGUUGCUGAUUUUGGUCUUUCCAAACCUAUGGAUGACUCUGAAAAGGGUCAUGUCACCACUCAAGUCAAGGGGACAAUGGGAUACAUGGAUCCUGAAUAUUACAUGACUCAACAGUUGACUGAGAACAGUGACAUUUAUAGCUUUGGAGUGGUAAUGCUUGAGAUGAUAACUGCAAGAAGUCCCAUUGAGAAAGGGAAAUACAUCGUAAGAGAGGUGAAGCAAGCAAUGGAUAGGACCAAAGAACUAUAUAACCUUCAUGGAAUUCUUGACCCAGUCAUUGGUUUGAACAGUACUGCACCAAAAAGUUUAGAGAAGUUUGUGGAUCUGGCACUGAGGUGUCUCGAAGAAACAGGAUUUCUCAGGCCAGCAAUGAGCGAGGUGGUGAAAGAGCUUGAGAACAUCAUGGAAUUGGCUGGGCUGAACCCCAAUGCUGAAUCUGCGUCCACUUCCGCAAGCUAUGACGAGGGAGGUAAGGGGUUCGACCAUCCUUACAGCAACGAAAGCCUCUUUGAUUGUAGUGGAAUCUAUCCACCCUCAAAGUUAGAGCCCAAGUAAAGAUCAUUGUUUUACCUCCAAGAUGAGGAUGUGUAUACAGUUAAUUGGUUUUCACCGACUGUGGAACAUUUAAUUUGUCCUGGCCUUGUGGUAUUUGAACAUGCUAAAGAACUAGAACUGUAGUUAUUCAAAUUCUGAUUAGUUUUCUGGUGGUGGUGAGGGGUUGCAGCCAGCUUGUUAAUAUACUAGAAAAACACGGGGGUUUAAAUCUGAAAGGCUGUGAGAGAAGAUGAAGCGGAAACAUAAGGCAAAAACUUUCUAUUUUUGUAGAAGCUCCAUUUAUGCAAGUGAUUUCUAUUCCUUCUAGUCAAGGAUCAAAAUUUUAUUGCGGUGGAUUUUUUCGGUUUUCGCAAACUAGUUUACAAGAGUUUCAUAUGCUUAUCGAAGUUGUAACAAUCCGCAUUACUGUGAAGAA